Cinara cedri is the source of this 21112-nucleotide messenger RNA. The record is from the annotation of a GenBank genome assembly. Lineage: Eukaryota; Metazoa; Arthropoda; Insecta; Hemiptera; Aphididae.
AUGAAGCUGGAGCGUUCUUCGAGCAGCAGCACGCCGUCCCCGCAAGCGGUCGGCGGCGCGUCCAUGUCGCCAACAGCCGGCACGAGAGUGCGAUGGUCCCACCGGAACAGCGCGUUCUGUCCGGUCCGGUCAGCGGUCGCCGACGUACCCGGUCCCGAAAUGUCGUUUUCGGCGGCCGGCCAGCUGCAGAUGCCGUACGGAUUCAUGCCGAUGCCGCCGUACCUGUGGCCGCUUAUGUUGCCGUAUUCUCCGCUGACCGCCGCGGCCGCGGCCAGCAGCCAUCACCCGCUCGGCACGAGCCAGCAACUGCACCAUCAACAACAGCAACAGCAACAGCUACUACAGCAACAACAGCUGCAACUACGUCUCCAACAACAGUUCUCGCCGGACAGGGCCAGCGUGGACGCGGCCGGCCGGACGCCCGAAAAGGCCAAGUUCGGUAAGUUUUUGAAUUCCUGUAUAAACUUUGGGUGUGUGAGAGGGAACGAUACAUACAACGUUUUAUUCGUUUUAUUGAUAUAUAAAACGGAAUUCAUUUUUUCAAAAAUCGAUUUCAAACGAAUUUCUUAUUGAAACUCGAUAUCUAUAAUUAGAAAUUGGAUGUUGACCUCUAAAAAAGUACGAAAAAUCAAAAGAAAAACACAGCUGAUACUGCUGAUGGAUGCACUAUUGUUGUAUGUUGGAACUUGGGAAGGUAGGAUACAUAAAGCUAUUUAAUUUAACUGAAUAAACUGUUGCUAAUAAAAAACGAUUUGGAACAAAGUUCAUUUAUACAUGACCAUUUGAAAGGCCGUAAUAUUUAUGAUUUUCAUCAAAAUUUGACAUUGUAAUUCUUAUAAAAAAAAAUACUACAUACAUUAAACUCAACUUUUGUUGACCACUAAGUACAACUUAUAAUGAACUUCCUGUUAAAUUUGUAUGUAUUUUUGUUUGAUCUGACAAUUUUAUCCAUAACCUACCGUAUAAAAAUUACGCAAAAAUCUCACAAAAUAUUUGUCUAUAAAGAGCUUAAAAAUAACUACAAAAAAAUAAGAACAAAUAUUUCGAAAAUUUUAGACGUCUAGAAAAGUAAAAUUUAAGUAUUUCUCCGAAAUUUUGAGUUAUUACAAACAUUUUGAACUGGAUAACAACAAAAAAGCCAAUUUGAAAUAAUAAAAAUAUUAUUUUCGUUAAUUUUUCUUUUUUUCCCAGACUUUUUCCCGGUUUUUCACAAUUAUUAUGAAAAUUGCUUGGAAAAUCAAAAAAAUGACUUCUCUAAAGUACCAACUAAAUAAAUUUCCCUUUUAAAAAAGAUGCUACACUUAAUACAUCGGAGCAAGGUUUCACUGGUAGAAUUUUUGUACACAGUAUAAACGAAAAAAAAAAAAAAUUAAACAUCAUUGUAAAACCAAUAAAAUAUUCCUCGUUUCGCUCAGAAUCUAAAAUGCAAAAUAAAAUGUAUAUAAUAUACUGAAUUUACGAAGCACGAAACGAAUUUUCAAUUAAGGUAGCAUUGUAUAAUAUAAAAGGGGGAAAAAAUGCAAAUCAUCAACAUCCUAUCUCUAAUUAUAAUAUAAUAAUGAAAUAUCAAGUGGCACAGAUUUCUGGGAAUAGUGGAGGCAAAUGCCCUCUGAAAUAAUUUGAGAGUAAAUAAGUGUGUAAAUAGUGGGUACUUCGUAGCUGGUAGGUAGCAAGUACUUACUUGGUGAUUAAUGUAGUAACGUACGGAUUAACUUAUGAAACUAUAUAGUGACUAAUGACCUAGUUUAUACCUAGUUGAUACCGAGUUUAUGAACCUGACAUACAUAUAAAUAAUGAUAUACAACUAUUGAUGCGUUUUAUACGUCCAGACCUUGGUCUUCUCUUAAAUACACUUAAACGUUAAUUUGCAUAGAAAUAUACACGGUUCUAAAUUCUAAAUGUUUAAUGCUUUUUUUUUUUUUUUUUAUUGUUUGUUUGUUAUAUUGUAACAAACAUAGGUUAUUUUUUAAAUUAAAUGAGUAAUAUAUAUUUUUCAUAAAUAUUGUUUGGCAACUUUGUAUUUAGUGUGUAUUGAAUAAUUUGAUAUUUCUGAAAUCGUACUCUGAUAAAUUAUAGAUCCCUCAAUUAUUAGUGUAAUACCACAGUAUUGCACCAAUGCGUGUAAUAUAUGUGGACGAGUGGAUGGUAAUUUUCUAAGUUUGUCCCUAGUAAAAAAAAAAAUUAAAAACUAUUUUUGUCAUUAGUUGUUUAUACCGUUUAUCCGCACUCUUGUUUGUCCACUCUAUAUCCAUAUUUUCCGAAAUGAAAAAAACGACGUAAUUUUUGAGUUAGGAAGCAUUUACAAAUAACUCGUGCAAUUUUUAGAUAAGAACCGUACGUAUAUAUAUUAUGCCUACAGUGAAUUUUACUAUGAAGUCUAUUAUUUGGUUUUUAUUUAUUUUUUUUUUUUUUUUUUUUAUACUGCUUACAAAAAUUCUACCAAAAACUUGUUCUGAUUUUCAAGUGUAAUACUUUUUCUGAAAGGGGAUUUACCUGGGGUGGUACUUUAGGGAGGUAAUUUUUUGAUUUUCUUAUGGGUUUUCUAAAUAAAAAGGAAAAUUUACGAAAAUAAUGCUUUUAUUAUAAUUCAGUGAAUAGUAUUCAUAAAUUCUUGACAUUUUAACAGAAACCUCAUAUUUACCUUUUAUAGACAUGGUAAACAUUUUAACACAUUUGAUCCAUUUUUAAGACAUUUUAAUUUUGCGAGUUUUUUACGUAAUAUUUAUUCGGUAGAUACUCUGUGGAUAAAAUUAUAUGAAUAAAACGUCUCACCUACAAUAGUGCGAAGAAUUUCAGUUUUUAUUUUUAUUUGUUUAAUGCUGAUUUAUGAAAUACAUAACCCUCGCGGUUAGGUACGUUCAUCUUUCGCCUCUUGUCAAUCAUCUUCAAAUAUUUCUCGAUUGGUAAACAAAUUGACAGAGGUCUGUCCAUUUGUAUAUGCCUACACGUAAAUAAACAUAUUUAGUAAUCAUAUCGUGCAUAUAGGCUGUACUCCAGCGAGUGUUCUUCGUUUUGAACGUUCACACAUUAUAUUGCUCGUUUCGUCGAUUUUAUACUGGUAUUAUUAUUUACUUAUUAUAUUGAAACGUUUAAAAAAGAAUCUUUUUCGUAUUUUCACCGAUUGAUUGUACUUAUAUACGAUUUAGGUAUGCCUUAUUCGCGGUACAACCCUCGCCCGCUCGUGUAGUACUGUUAAAAAGAAAUUUACAAGCACUGCGUGGAAAUUUAUUUUAUAUAGGUACAUGGCACGUAUCUAUAUAUAUAAGAACAAAUAUUAAUAAUGUAAAACUGAGACUUGUCUACACAGUGUAAAUUAUAGUUCGCGACAAAUCGCGUGUCCCUUGUAUAUGCCGCGACGACGGCGUACAGUUAAUUCGUUUUAAAUUGACAUAUAAUUUGAACUUAUUUUUUUAAUAUGCACAAUAGGAAAAAAAAAUACAUAUAUAUAUAUAUAUAUAUAUAUAAUGAUCUCCCCCAUAUGUAUGACACUUAUUGUGUUCUACAAUACCUAUAUAAUAUUGUGCACCAAGUGGAUUAUCGAUUUUUUUGUUUUUUUUUUCGAAUAAUAUUAAAACAAAUAUUGGUAUAUAAUAAUUGGAGUUUGUUUAUAUCCAACACUGGAAGAAAUAGUAAAAUAUCUGUAAUUUAUAUGCAUAGAUGCAUUUUUUAUUGUAACAAUUGACGCUUCAUAAUAUUAUUAAGAAAUUACCGUACAGGGUCGUUUACAAGAUGACUUUUUACUAACAACUAUAUUAUAGUAAGCGAUAUUUCUGCUAAAACAUAUAAAUACAAAAGAAUCGUGUAAUUUCGUGAGCUACUCUAAAAUGUAUAGUCUAAAUUCGCAUAUAAUUACCGAAUAAUUACAUUAAUGAUUUUGUUAUAAAUCUCAGAUUUUAUAUACCUACCUGUAAAAUCCGUAAUAUUCAAUUUUCUCAUUUUACCUAUAUAGUUUUCAUAAAUAUUAUUAUUAUAUUAUACAUGACAUUUUACUGUCGGUGUCACAAAAAAAUGUAAAUACUGACUUUUAAUAAUCAUCAUUGAUCAACAUUAAACAAAACACGAAAAGGUAAAAAAAAAUAUUUAGUAUGCAAUUUUUAUUUCCCCGUAAAAAUAUCUUUAUUUAAUGUUAAUUUACAGUGUACUGGGACAGUUCAUCGAGUCAUUUAAACAAACCGUUAACUGUUAUUAUAAUAUAAACAAUAAGUACACCCGUGCAUAGGCAACAUGAAUAGUAUAGGUAUGUAUACACAAUUCAAUUUUAAAACCACGCAUCAUUAUGUUUUUUAGUCUCAAACCAACUAUAUAACGACAGAAUAUUAUAAUACUAAUGGUAUAAUUUUGCGUUCCCGUGUAUAAAACGUACGAGUAUAUUAUUAUAUAAUAUCGAGUCCACUGGUCGUGACUUAUUGCCAACACGGUUUGUCCCACCGUUAUAAUAUUAUAGUGGUUGUUUUUGACCAUUAUUAUUAUAAUACCCGUUACAGGGGAAUAUUAUAUUGUUGUUAUUUACAUUUUUGUAUGGUUUUUACCACUAGCGCAGUGCGUAUUUUACAUACAUUACGUAUUUAUGUAUAGUAAUGUUGUGCACUGCCCCGUCGAACACCCGAUAUCCCGAUAAUGUAUACAGACGCUUGAACACUGCAGCGAUACUGCAUAAUAUUCUUCGGGCGGCGUCUGAAAUAUUGUUUUAGAUUCCGAGUGUAACGUUUCACUGUAAUGGUGUAUUUGUUUUUUCGUUUUAUUAUUAUUAUUAUUAUUUUUUUUUUUUUACGCGUGUGUACGCAACUUUUCUACCGGAAACCUCGCUCCAAACCGACAACGGCAUACGGGUUUCACCGUAGCAUUUCGGAUCUAGUUGGCGCUGCACUUAAAAAAAUGUCCACCUUUUGAUUUCCCUUUUAGUUUUUCCAAAUUGUAUUCGGGAAAAACCGCGAAAAACGCACACGGGGGAAAUCGGAAAAGUCGCCGGAAUAAUAAAGUCGCGCUACAACCGCAGCGCGAUUGAUCGCGUAAUAGAGACGACGAUAAUAACGCGGCGGCUGCAUUACCGUCCGCAACGAACGUUUAUUGUUUCAGCGUUUAUGUCAUUAUUGCGCCGCAUUAUGAAUUAUGUAGGUAACUCGCUCGGACGGCGGCCGUGGCGUGUGCGGUACGUGUGUUACACCCAAUAUAGCCGACGGCUCGAAGAUACAGUGCCCGGUUGUUGUGUGAUACGGCGACAACGCGACACCUGCAAUUGUGAAAUCAUAUUGUUUGCCCUUACCGCGACGUCUCGUCCGCGCAAUAUUAUUGUUGUUGCGACUGUUGUGCAUUGGAAAAAAUGAAAAAAAAAAAAAAAAAAAAUCGUCGGCGCGUUACAAUAUUUACCGUCCCUAUGCGCCCGGAAAACACGAGAAAACGAUUGUACGCGGUUUAGUAACAAUGCCGUUUCCGCCGAACGUUUUUUCCAGUUGACGGUGGCAAAAGCAAUUAAAAAAAAAAAAAAAUUAAUAAUAAUCGGCGUGUUGAUCGAAAACGACGACAUAUUACGUGUUUUUGGCGUAAAACGUAUACGGCAUCGAUAAAACCGACGUUUCGGCCAUCCAGAUUUCGCCAUAAAUCGAUUAUAGGCUCGUCGAUUUAUCGCGUGGUAAAUUAAAUACGUCGCGGGGCGAAGGGAGGGUGAGUUUCCCUCAAACAAUCGGGGAGCCCGCAGUUUCAUGUUCGAUAACAAUAUUAUUUCAGUAGAUAUUAUAAUAUUAUAUUACCUGCUGUUGAAAAAAUUAAAUACAUACAUACGUAGAUAUUAUAAACUGUAUGGUGAUAAUCGGAACAGGUUAAAAAAAUAUUAUAGUAAUAUUUUUUGAUGACAUUUCCGAUUCCUAUAUAUAUAUAUAUAUAUAUACCUACGCCUAUACCUAACAUACAUCGUGUGAAUAUAAUUUUGUAUAUAUUAUGAAAAACCGACUGCAAAUAUUUCAGAUGAAGUGUCUGAAUCGCCGUUGAACUUGUGCAUCAAAAAACGGAGUCAAGAAAUUUGGUCGCCCGGAAGUCUGUGCGAAAAAGAAAUGUCGCCCGUACUGUCGCCCGUUGUCCCGAAAACUUUUACCGACAAUAACGUGUUGGGAGUAGAAAGGUCUUUCCAGGUAUAUAUAAUAUAUGAACAUAUAAAACACAGACAAAUAUAUUUAACACAGCACGCUAUUUUUUUUCAUAAAUUUUUAUUUUACUUAACGCACACACAAAAAAAAAAAUCACGUAUAUAAUUUCUCUUAUUUUUUCUACUUUUUUUUUAUACACUACAAUAGUUUUAUUUCACUCAGCAGUACACAUCACUCGCGCUGAUUUUUGUACAUAAUUAUAAUGCAAUUGUUGUUUUCACGUUUUAUGAUUAUUAUUAUACGCAUACAAUAUUUCAGUUUUUACUAAAAUAUCUAAACCGACGAGACGAAGUACGUUUCACGACGAUGUGCUAAUGUAUCCGAAUUAAAAAUUUCCAAAUCGCCUAAUUGAAAGGCGUGAAUUCAGAUUAACCGGAGUCCCAUUAAACAUUUCUAUAGGUAGGUAAAGCGGGGAUCCCAUCCAUGAAAAACAAAGUGAUAAGUUUGAAUCCCUGCGUGUUGUAUAGAAUCGAGAUAAAAUUAAUUUUUACUUCUGCGAACUAUUUGAAUUACGCACUACGAGGAGGUUGGCUUGUGGAAUUCAAAUUUUAAAUCGAGCUUUUUUUCCUCAAAAAACUUGGUUGAAAAAUAAACCACAUUUCAAGAUAAAAUUAUAAUGCCUAUUAAACAAACACCCGUAUAGGUAUAGUUGUUGUAUUUACGCAUUGAAGUCGAUUGAGGGGGGAGAACUAUGACCCCUAAUCUGUACCCAUGUCCGCACUCCGCUGGACUAGAUUUUGCCUCCGACGCCCGCACGACGAACCGCGGGUAUUUCGCGAGGUUAUCCCGGACGUAUUUUUCUCGGUUGAAAUAAUAUUGUUAUCUGCGGUGCGGGCGGUAGCAGUUUACAAUAAUUGUAUCGCCAUUUGUUGCCAACGGUUUCGUGACAUCAUCCUAACAAUGUUAUUAUCCAUUUUAUUAUUAUUAUAUUAUCGUGUGUCGUCGCCGGAAGACCGUGCGAAUAUCUCACGAGCAUUAAAAAAAAAAAAAAAAACACACACACGCACACUAUCAUUAUCGUGUUUUGCUCGUCAGAAUUCCGCGGUCGGUUUCGUUUGACGCUGCGACAAAUUGCAAUUAUACAGGAACGGGAAAUACAUUCUGUAUUACGCUAACUUAUUGAUGGACUUUUACAAUGGUAAAUUAGGUGAAUUUAUUUUUAACGUAAUAUAAUACAGUACACACUACACGGCGACAAAUUGUCAUUUUUUUUUUUUUAACCGUUUUUACGGCCAUCGAAUCUUGUAUCUGAUAAUCAUAAUAACGUAUAACGUAUUUUAUAAUACGUUAAAACAUUAAAUUGUAUUAAAAACAGCGGUUUUGAAUGUUUUGCAUGAAAUACAAAUAUCGUUAAUUACCAAUAAUUACAAUAGUGUUGGAAGGCAACGAUUAUAAUUUAGUUUUUUAAAAGAUGUUUACGUUUUACGUGUUUUUCACCAGAAAUAUCGCUACAAUCGGAAAAUGUUUUUUUUUUUUUUUGAUUUUCAAAGUCGUUUUCAUAAUAAUAUUGGAAACAAUCGGGAAAAAACGUAGUAAGAACAGACAAGUUUUUUUUCUAUAACUCAAUUAAAAAUAUCCGUAGAGACUUCGUAUUUUGGUGAAAAACAUAUAUUUUUCUUUUUUUAGACGUGGUGAAAUUUUCAAUAUAUUUUGACGAUUUUUGAGCUAGGCCUAUUAUUUUUGUGAAUUUGUACGUAGUUUAUAUUUCGUAAAUAGGUUUUGAUCGGAUAUAUUUGGUUUUAGUUUCUUUUCUGAUCAUUAUAAUAAUAUUAUACCAGUAAGAAUCGUAUAUUAUGUUCUUGUUUUUAGAAUAUAUUUUCUAAAUAUUACCCACUUAUUCCCCGCACGACCGCAUACCGUAUAUUAUACAAGAAACGACCGCAUAUACAAUUGUUAAUUUUUUUUGGUUAUUUAAAAUUUAAACCUGUGCAAUAUAGGGCGGCAAUGCGCGGAUAAGAAUGUACACCUCUUUAUAUUUACUCGUAAAUCCGAUACUCGUUCGCGUAUUAUUAUGAUGGCAUAGGUAAUGUUUUAACUUUUUGUCGACCUUUUUGGUCAGCAAAAGCGGAUAGCAACAUAUACGCAAGUCAUUAAAAUUACGUUUCAACGCGUCCAAACCGAAAACCAUAUAUUAUAAUAAUAUAUAAUAUGAGUAUUAUUAAUUAUAUGAAACACGCUGCCGCGCAUUAAUUAUACUCAAACAAUUGGGAUGUAUACAUAUAUAUAUAUAUAUAUAAUUAGCCCACUUAAAAACCGGCCGUGUCUUGCAGGAGCUGAGCCCGUAAACGACACGCUGUUAUUAAUUCGACGCAAUAAACGCGUCGUGUCUUAAGAAAGGGUCACCGAAUUAACCCGUUUCACAAAAAGAAUAUAACGGCGCGUAUAGUCUAUUAUUUAUUAGUAUUAUUGCCCCGUAUAGGUUAUAAUAUUUUCUUCGUGUUCGUAUACACCGUAUAGUAAUAUAUCGUCGUCUGACAUAUUUAUACUUUUUCUUUGUUUUUUGUUUUUUUUUUUUUUUUUACCGUUCGGGACGUUUGAAAAUGGUUUUGUUUUUUUCUAUUUAAUCCCACGAAAACGGGCCGUUCUCUGUAUCGAUGAAUUCGCGAUCGUAUUAAUGAAGUUCGCCGGAACGCCAUUAUGAUAAUAAUCACACGCGGUCGUAACAUUAAGUGUUUACAUAAAACUAUUUUUAUUUGAGUUUAAACAAUUAUCGUUAUAAAAUAUAAACUAUUACGGUUAAUUGGUGAGAAUUUUUUCAAAAAUUGUUUACUCUCUCCCCCCAUCAUUUCGAAAUUCUUGCUACGCCACCAGUUUUGACGAUACUGUAUAACAGCGUAAGUACCUAUAGCAAACAAUUUAGUAAACCGUUGACCGUAAACACUGCAUGGCCAAAACUCGAUGGUUUAGACACAAUAUAUAGAUAUUGUCGUUCAAUUAUUAAAUAUACAUUUUUUUUCUUUACGGCCCUUCUUCAGUAUAGAUAUUAUAAAGUACAAAAUCGUAUAAAUAAUUUCGACGAUGGCAUGCGAUUUACGAUGGCUAUUUAACAUGAUCACUGAAAUACGGUGUUUUUAUAUUAUGCGUUUACUGUAUUAUAACAAUAAGCGAGAGCCGUAAAAUUAAACGAGGGCUAAUUACAGUCGACUGCUGCAGUCGUACAGUCAUUGAUAAUAUUACCCGAAACGAUAAUCGUGUUUCAGUUCGGUGCGGUUUUCCACGAGCCAGACGUACUGUAAAAAUACGACUUUUUUUCGUGAUAUAUCGUCGUAUUUAUCUAUACCGUCUCGUUAUACAUAGUAAAUUGAAAUCCAUAUAAUUCAGAGUUAUCAAUUUAUCACAAGCCACUCGUUAUCUCGGAAGUAUUAAUUUUUUACGGAAUAUAUUUCCUAGGAUAAUUAAAAAAAAAAGCUGCUCUACAAUUUUAUAUUUAUGUUUUUUUUACCACCUUUAUUUUUAGAGGUAAAACCACUUAUUACUUUUGAUUUUCAAAUAGCAACCUAUAUUAAAUCUAGAUUAGGGCCAGGGAUAUAACGUUAACCCUAAAAAUGGCACAAAAAAAAAAAAUACUUUUGUUCUAAAAAUCUUAAGUAAUUUCCUAAACAAUGAAAAAAAAGACUUUCGUUUGAUUAAGUUUGUAAUGCACGAAUACUUUAAUAGUUUUUCAAUCCUAAAAUCUGAAUUUUAGAUUCAAAACCCCUAAAGUGCUCUAAAAUAUGAAGAAAAUAACAUCUCGAAUUGCCCAAAUAAAAUGCUUUAUAUUUAUCUCGUUAAAAGUAAAAUACCCGAUACGCUGCAGUCUUUGCCAGAACAAUGCUAUGUGCAUUGAAAUCCAGCUUUAUAAUAUUUUAUUAAAACGUUGUUUUUGACUUGUGAAAAAUAACGUUGCGAAGAGUGUUCGAGACCACUAUUAAGUGAUUAAUUUCGAAGCGAAUUUGUAUUUUUUUUUUCAACUUUACGAACUUUACGAAAUUUUUUCGCGGUUUCUCGUGUACAUAAAUUAUUAUAAUAUCGGUGCAUCGUCUGGAAAUAUUCUCACCGUUGACACGGCGGAACGAUAAUAAAUUUCGCAUACCCAAUCUAUGUAACAACACGUGCUACAUUUGGCACGGGCCGAUUUCGCGCCGCUCGAAAACGCGUUUUAUACUUUAUAGUGCCUACCUAAUAAUUAUUAUCAUAGGUACAGGUGGUCGAGUUGCAUAUUAUUAUUAUCAGCGUUGCUAUAAUAUGAAAACCUGGUUUUUUUUUUUAAUUUUUGUUUAUAUACCACUAUCGUUUACUGCAUAAUAUAAUAUUCAUCUGUCGGGAAAUCGUGUAUGUAGUACAAAGACAUUGUGUUGUAUAAAAGCGGUCGUACAUUAAAACCGCAGCCGGGGGGAGAGGAGAGGGACAGUGAAGGGGGAAAUUGACGAUAAGUACCGGUAUGCGGGUGACACGAUACACAAGCCAUUAUUUUGUAUAUAAUAAUGUCCGGGCGCACAAUAAUAAUAUUGUAAUACCUAAUAUGUAAUAAAGCGAACUGUUAUAUGAUGUGCCCCGACCAGAAGCUUUGCUUUUUUUGGGGGGAGGGGAGGGUAUCGUUGUUACGUAUGUUGUUUAAAAAAAAUGUAUAAACUGCGUAUUCAUUGUCUUGUCUACUUUUCUACCCGGGAACCUCUUUCGGAUUUACUUCCACGAGUAUAGCAUAUUUUCCGAACGAAAAUCACGCGCAGUUAAUGUAGCCUUGUAGUUUUCUAAAUAAUCGUACAAAUAUACAGUAAUAACGGUAACAAUACGGUCAUAAUUCAUUAUAUUUUUUUUUAUGGUAAUUCAAGCUAAAAGAAAACUUGAAUUUUUCAUAAAAUACUAUAAUAUUAUAAUAUUAGCUUAUUUUUGUCGCUAAAAACGCUUAAAGGGCUUAAAAAAAAAAUUCUAAAAAAAAGCGGUAUUUUAUUUUGGUUUUUUUUUUAUUUUUUCCUCUACAGUGUAAUCUGUGUGGCAAAACGUUCAAAAGGUCUUCCACGCUGUCCACGCACCUGUUGAUCCACUCGGACACGAGACCGUACCCGUGCCAGUUUUGCGGCAAACGGUUUCACCAAAAGUCCGACAUGAAGAAGCACACGUACAUCCAUACCGGUCAGUAUAAUAUCAGUAUAAUAAUUUCAUAAAAUGAUUAAUAAAGACAAUUCAAGGUAGAAUAAUAAUAUCGUGUGCACGUUCCGUUUAAACUUUGUACAAACCGUCAAAUAUUUAAACUGUUUAAAUGGUGUAACGAAUUGAAAAAAAUACUUAAAAUGUCUUCUCGUCACUCCCGGAAAACAGCUUCAAAAGUAUUUAAAAUUCCCCAGUUCCUAAAGAGCAGCUAUAGGAAUGUAUUGGGAAUUCCACAAAAAUACGAUUUACCUAAGAAAUGCAUGUAAAAUUUCAAAAAAAAAAUCUACACUGAAAUGUCAAUAUUUUGAAAAUAGAUUAUUUGAAUAGAUAAAUCGUAUUAUAUUUUUAAUUAUUAUACCACCAGCCUUCGUAACUAUUGUAGCAUUUAUACAUAUAUACAUUUUUUUUUUUUGAUAAGUCCUAGGUAGGAAGCAAUUAAUUUGUUUCAGAUAUCCGAAAAGUAAUAUACAAAAUUUGAUGUCGCCUGUUUGCAAAGUCUGUAUUACGAAAUUUCGGUGUUAUUUUGAUACUUUUAUAUUUUAAACGGAAUUCGAUUAUUUUGUUUUCCUGUCCAAUAAGAACUAAAUUAGUAACUAAUUAUUAUUAAUUUCAGUUUUUCCGCAUUCAAUAAAAGCGCUGGGCAUUAUUUAACAUAUUAUGUUUUGGUAUUUUCGGAAUAAAUUUUUUUUUUUUUUUAUUUGUUAAUUUAUGGUUUACCUUGACGACGCGGAUGAAAAAACGAGUUGCUGUUAUUUUAUUUAAUUUUUACAGACAAGCGACGAGAAUUACCCCUUUAAAAAAAAAGGUAACUUAACCGGCAAAAACGAUUUACUGUGAUACAAAAAUAAAAGGUGGAAACGGGGAAAUAAAAUCGAAUUUCUAUUAUUUUGAUUAAUUGUUGUUUGUUUAAAAGGAUUGAGCUCGAGAACAAAUACCGGACAAUAUUCAGCUGUAUUUGAAUAGGUAUCUAAUAUACUAGAGGUAUUUAGGUAAUUAGCCUGUUGGAUCUUCUUCCUGUACGCGCCAAAACUCUUGACGGCCAUUUUACUGCCGACGGCUUUUAUAUACGAAAAUAUUGACGUCAAAGUGAACAAAAAAAAAAAAAAAAAAAAAAAAAAAACGACUCGUUUGAUUCUCUAUAAUCCGUAUGUACGUCGCGCAAUAGCAUAUAACGUACCCGUCGUACGGUGUUCGGGGUUGGAUUACUAUUGCCAACGAAAACCCGUUUAUGCAUUUGGCCGCCGAUAUAAUAAUAACAUUAUUAUAAUAUGCGCCGACCGCAGAAGAAAAAAGGGGAAAAACUAACGGCGCGCCAACGAGGGUUAGUCGCUCGCCGCGGGGAUGUGCCGUGUGAGAGGGGCGGGCUCGUGUGUACACCGAAACACAAAUUGACUUUUCCAUUAACGCGAAUCGCAUUAUUACGAUUAUUAUACGCAUACACACACACACACACACACACAUUCACACACGUUGAAUUAUGAUAAUUUGAUAAUAUCGUAUGUGUGUUAUCUUAUGUAUAGGUAAACGCCGCCGCCACCGCAGCGUAAUAUAUUUGUGCGACGUGAUGUUUGGAUAACGGCACGAGGCGAGCGCGCGCGCGCUCACGUCCAUCGUUACCCUCGAGAGGUUUUCUGACGUGUCGCGGUGAAAAAAAAAAUACUUAAAAAAUAAUAAUAAUAAAACAAAUAAUAAUAUUAAAUACGCGCUAGGUAAACGGAUACGUGUGACUUAACGGUUCGGAGAUUCCCGAAACGCACGUGCGGCCAGUGCGUGUAAACGCCGGCGUCGACUACGGGAACCGCGGUGACGCGCGACCGCGACGUGUGCGACUCGUCGACGAUGGUUUUUUUUUUUUUUUAUAGAGGGUAAACGAGUUACGCACGAGGGCGAGGAAAUACAUCGCACGAUGAGUACCUAUUUUUUUUAUUUUUUUUUUCACUAUUAUUAUUAUAUUUACGCGUCAUAAUCGUCGUGCUCCCGACCCCACGCAAAUAUUAUAAUAAUAUAUAAAAUACAUACAAUACACGAGGGUGGCGGUGGCGGCCGCCCUCGACCACUACACAAAUAUAAUAUACCAGGUGAUCCAUUUAAGUGGGUACACUCAUUAUCUCGGAAUGUAUUAACUUUUUCCGGAAUUUGUUUUCUGAAACAUUCUAGGAAACAAACUGCUCUACAAUUUUAUAAUUGUAUUAUUUUUUUUUUUUUUUUGUCACCUUUAUUUUUGAGGGUGAAAACCACAACCUACUUUUGAUUUUCAAACGAUAACCUAUACUAAAAAGUCCAUAAAUAUAUGUAGAUGGAGUAUUGAUUAAAAUAAAUUUUAGUGUUGACAUUUUUGAUUUCUGUCUAAGCCGUUGACGAGAUGUUCCAUUUUUAUGUUUGAGUUGGAGGAGAGUAGUGGAGUAUUAUUUGUGUGACGGUAUGGCGCGUUGCGUGUUAAUAAUGUACCACUUUUCCCCUCCAGUCUUAUUCUAAUAUUUUAUUCUUAAUCUAAUUUUAAGAGGUUUCAGAAGGUUUUACGCAUUUCGCGAAACAAAAGAACCUAUCCUUGUGUUGUUGGUCCAAACCUGAUAAUGUGCCGAUAAGGUAUAAUGCCCGCCUAAGCAAAAACGCCGUAAGUCAAAAAAAAUUGAAAAACGAGUUAUAUACAUCAAACAAAUCGUAAAAUUCAGACGUUUUAGAUCAAUAUGUCUGAAAUAUUAUUUUAUAAAACGAUUAUUAGUAAUAUUGGUUUAGAUCAAAUGCCGUAAAUGGUCGAAAAACACAUUUAUACUAGGUAAAAAUGCCGUAAAAUAACCACGCUAAGCAAAAACGCCGCAUAUAUUAAUGAAGAUACGACAUUUUUGCUUAGUAGGGUUAUAUAAUAAUAAUUAUUAUUUGCGGCGUUUAUACUUGGCACAAAUUGUCGUUUAACUUAUUGUAAUAUUAUAACCAAAAAAUCGUCAGAAUAUAAUAAAAGUUAAUAUAAUAAUACAGAAACUUUACAAAUGAUACAGUAUCAGUUAGUUAUUGUUAGUUAUUUAUACGAUUACCCAUGGGUUCUAUUCACGAGUUUGUUCAAGUAAAGUUCUAUAUACCAAUUAUACUAAGGAUCAACGUAAAAAUUUAAGUACUUCAUAAUUUAUUUAUUUUGAUUCCAUUUCAUUUAUCAAGUAAAAUACCGUAAUAAUACCCUAAUCCUCCGCGCAUUGAUAAAUCCUAAUUAUAUGCCACAUGUUGAUCUAUUAUAUUAUAAGAUACCAUAUCUUUUCUCGACGUCUUCUCUCUGGUUUCGGCAACGGGUACUUGUAGUUCUACCGUAAGGGUUAUUUUUCUAAAAAAAAAAUCCACUUUCCAUUUCACCGUGACCAUUUCUCCAUCACCUAAAUAUUCAGCCGUUACAAGCGUACGAGUGCAGCGCUGAGUCGUCAUUUUUUUUUUUGUUUUUCGUCUUUUCGAUAUAAUAUUGUUUUACCGUGGACGUGCGUCCGUUGUCGUCGGGAAAAAUAAAACGUGGUUAUAGGUCGAUAUGAAAAAAUAUUAAUUUUUUAUUAAUUUCGUUGUGUUCCGAAAGUGACGGCGACGGCAGCGUGUAUCACGCCAUUUCGAUUAUACAUUUUCCCGCGUAAUUUAUUUAUGAUUUUCACGUCCACCGCAUACACUUGUAUAAUAUUAUGUACAUAGGUAUACUGUACUAUAUCAUAGGUACCUAUAAAUAUAGGUAUAUAAGUAUCGAAUAAGAAACGAUGAAAGAGGGAGGGGGUGGGGAAGUACAUAUUAUAAUACACUUGUGUGCGCGGUGACGAGGAGUAAGUGGAGUAGGCGAGGGUCGAGUAAGAAGGACUUUUUUCCGCGUGUGUACACACAAAUUAAGGGGUGCCCUAUACGAUUACACACAUACACACGCGCGCACACACACACAAAGUGUGCAACACCACGUGCUUUAUAAUAUACUCUGUUAUUUUCUCUUGUAUAAUUGUCACCGACUACGACGGCGGUGGCGGCUGUUUUUUUUUCUUCGCUAGUAAAAUCGAACAAGAGCGUAUACGGUAUUUGGCCCCGUAAAUCAAACGUCCUUAGGAAAAUAAUAAUAAAAAAAAAAAAAAAAAAAACAUUUAUUGACUAGACUUUUUUUUUACAAACCCUCGUGUGUGCGUAUUAUUUAAAGUAAUAACGGGAACGGAUAACGAUUUACCGCGUACCUAUACGUAAUAUCGUAAAAUAAAUUACAAUAAUUUACACUAUCGCCGAAAACGCAGUGUUCGAAAUCUGUUAUAGCGACGACAUAAUUACACUGCGUAGUAUACACGACAACCGGUAUAAAUAGAACGCAGUGGGUACCUGUGGAUGGAUUCCACACAUACGUAAUUGGCGUAAUCGUAAAUCACGCUGAAAACUAUAAGAAAAACCUGUCGUUUUGAACGUAAACGUGGUAAUAUUCAAUACGUUGAUUACCGCAUUGGUAGAAUAAUAUAGACCCUCCGUAUAUAUCACACAGGUUAGGUUAAAACCUUAACUACUAAAACCGUAAUAAUAAUAAAUAAUAAUGAUAUGUAUGGAGUGUAGCGCACGCAGGAUUUUUUUUCGGGAGGGGUUUUGUUUGUAGUAAUUUUCUGUAGAGGGGAUAGCACAUAUUAUAAUUUAGUAUACUAUCACCAUAAUAUCAUUACCGAAUAAAUUAUUUUUGAUGAAAUUCAAUUUUAUUUUAUUCUGUGGUAUAAGAUGAUAUUAUACUGUUGAAUGUAAAACUUGAUUUGAAAAAAUGUAAUAAAGGAAGACAUUUAGGAGAGGGUUUUGACCCUCUAACCCCCCCCCCCACAUCCCCCCACUCUGUAUGUAUGUGAAUAUUAUUAUCUAUAAUAUCGAAUCGUUUAUUGUUUAUAGUGGCGUACCAAUCGUUUGUUAUUUUCGUGACCGCUUGCUUAUUUAAAUAAUAUCGUAUUGUGUCGGCUGUUGCGCGACAUAAAAAAAAAAAAAAACCGACAUGUAUAUUAUACUCGGUUUUAUAUUAUCAUAUUUAAACGUCCGAAACGUGUUCGGCGGAAAUACGAACGUCGAACAAGCUCAUUCGGUCGCCGGGGUGGUGCCUAUUGUACGAGUAUCAUACUUAAAACCGGUGUGAAAUAUUUACGACAUUCGGACGUUCGGUUUUUUUUUUCUUUUUGCGCCGGCCACGACACAAAGCGGGACAAAUUUUUAAAAAAUGCGGGAAAUCACCAAAAAGUCACUAGGUGAGUCGCACGGAAAUUUGUACCGAAAUAUAGUACAUUAUCAAUAUGACAUAUCGUACCCCUAAAACAACUGUACUGACACAAUUCAAAAAAUACGAUUGUCGAAUUAGUUUGAAAUACCUUUAAACAAAAACAUUUAAUUCUCCGAAUCGCCACAAAAAAAAUAAAAAACACUCUUGACCAACAUAUUAUGUAGGAGAGGGGGCUACGCCUCGGGACCCAUAAAGAUCACAUAUUAUACUAUGGAAAGUAAAUAAAACAUUUUUUUUUUUUUUGCUUAUUUGAUCUCUCGGGCACCCAAAACUCUUAAUAUCCGGUCCGUGUAUGUAUUGCAAUAGUAUCAAGGAUGUUCAUUGGAGGGUUACAAUUUUCAAUCCCAUUGACCUCUAAAUUCCAUCAUUUGAUUGUAAGUAGUAUAUCGGUGGUAUAGUAUAUACUUUAUAGUAUAAUAUUCUAAUAUGGUAUAGUUGGUAUUCCAUUAUUUAUUAUAUUACAAAGAAUAUUUCUGUAAUAAAGAUAUGUAGGAGGGAGGAGGGAAUUCAAUUAUAGUGACAUGAGUUUUGCUAUUCACGAGUAUUUUUUUUUUUUUUUUUUUUAAUGUUAAAAUUGCUAUUUGCCAUUUUGAAAAAUGAAAUGUUCUUAAAAGGUUUUUACAUAGCACUGGUGAUAAUAAUAUUAAUAAUAAUAACACUUUCAAAUUAACGGUGAAAUAUGAGCAUACAAAUGACAGGGGUGGAUGUUAAAGUUGAAACCCCCAAAAGGCACACGUCCUCGAUUAUAGUAUUAAUGUCAUGCAUACUUAUAUAAAAUAUCAUCCUCCUGACUUCGUUUACCAGGACGGUUCUGUAUCUGUAGGGGUGUUCAAAACUAAAAAAACAACAUUAAUAUUGAAAUUUAAUCUAAUUUUUAGAACGCAUUAAUUACUUUGGUUAGAAAAAUAAAAAAAAGGUUAUGGUCGAUUUGCAUUCAAGUUACACGUAGGUAAUAGUCAAACUACACUUAGGCCAAAAAUACAUUUCAACAAAAAUAUUCAAACCAAAAAAACUUAAUUUUAAUGUUUUAUAAAAAUAAUAGAAUAGAAGAAAAAGAAAAUUUCACUUCAUAUUUAUUAUUUAUAAUCGUUGGCGAGAUUAAAAUUAAUUUUUUAUAAUAUUAUAUAUCAUUAAAAACCAUCCUUUGAGUUUGUUCGAGCAUUACACUUUUUUGAACCCAAGGGAAACUCGACUAUUUAUUAAAAUUGUACUAUUCUCCGCACCCACGGAGUUUGAACUCCCUCCGGACCAAAUAAGUCACUAGUAGAAGUGUCCAAAAGUAGCGGGAAAAAGACACAGUGAAAAAGUCUCUGGGGAGUAAGUCCAACAAAAGAUCACAUAUGAAAGUCGUCGCAGCGUUUCAAACGUUAUUUGUAUUAUUAUAAAAAAAAAAAGUUGGGAAGAGGGAAAAUUUAAUGUAUAUUUGUUAGCAACAAUUAAAAUUAUCCCUAACGUAAGAACGAUUCUGAGCGUAGUUCAGUUGCUAGUGUUGCUUUGUCAACAAUGUCUAUGUCAUACUAUGGUAAAAUAAUUACAUAAUAUGUAUUAUAUAUAUUCUUUAAUACAAUUUUAAUAAUAUUGUACCUAUUUUCCCGUUUUUCCCGGUUUUCCCGUGUUUUUCCCCGAAUUUUCUCAUUUAUUAGGAAAACUCCUAAAAAAAACCAAUAAAUGACUUCUCCAGUCCGAUUUCCUUUUGGAAAAGGCGUUACGCUUAGAAACCGGAACAAGAUUUCUGGUAGAAAAGUUUGUCUACAGAAAAAAAAAAAAUUGAAAAAAUAAACACCAUUGUAUUAGACCAUAGACUUCUUCGACCCACUCAGAAUCUAAAACCGCGCAAACGAAGCGAAAUACGCCGAUUUUCGAGGGAUCUACAGAAUUAAAAUUUCGGAUUUCGGAUUUACUCGGACGUCAACAAAUCCGGAUUUUUCCCAUGGCUACCUAAAUAAAUUACAAUAUUAUCGAUAGGGGCAACUGUGUAAGUAUACGUAUUAUGACGCGUGAUACCUACUUUUAAACCGCUGUACUAAAAUAUACUGCAUUACAUAUUAUCUGGUAUAAAGGCACCACACAUCAGUUCAACAGUUGUACACUUUCUAUGUACAGCUGUUGAGCCGUGGAGCCAUGUGUCAAUAACUGCAUAGCCUGUACUCGCGGUAUAUUAUUAGGUAUAUUGUAAUAUUAUUAUGCACGCGUAAAGUACACAUAACCGUGACGGUGUCGUUAUUUAAUUUAUAGUCCUUAAUAUUUUUAUUGUGUUCGACGGCGAGCGAUUCGAUGUAUGGCCACAAACGUAUAGGUAUGAUAUUAAAAUAGCGGUUGGAAGUAACGCGGCAUUUAUUUUUUUCGAUUUUUUUACCGACACUCAGUAGCGAACUGCUUUAUUUUCGGUAAGUAGGGUUAAAAUUUUGACGAAAAUCACGACACGUCGCGACAUUUCGAAACGUAACCGUAUUUUGUUCAGAACCGUAUUUCGUCAUCCAACGAUUUAUGCCGACUUUCCGGCAAAAACAGUUGCGCGCCCAUUUUGGUUUUAUUUAUUUCGAAAACGUUUUUUUUUUUUUGUUUAUUUUAUAGAAUAUCGAAACAAAAUUAUGAACUACCCUUAUUACUUAAUUGAUGUUAAAUUUCAUGAUGAAUAACAAACAUAGCGACAUUCCUCUUGUUUUGACUGACUAGUGUGUAAUAUUGUGCUGCCAUCAUCGAAGUCGGAACAAAAUUGUAGGUUUAUAAUAUAUAGUGGACAAACAGACAAUAUUUCAUAUUUAUAUAUCGCAGGUGCCGGUAAAAAAGGUGUUAAGUCACCAAAUUGUGAAAAAUGAGUUAUUUAUACCGAUAAAAACCCUAAUAAAUCUCUAUUUUUCGUGUAAAUAGUGUCAAGUCAAUUUUUCCAAUAUAUGAACGCGUUAUUUCAAUAUGGAUUUUUGUAAAGGUCAUGAUUUUUUCGUUUUUCACGAGUUUCAAGUUCUGUCGCCAUACUGCGAUAACUUAAACUAUAUAAGACACAUUUUAAAAUGCACCGUGUGUAAAAAAAAAAAGUUAAGCAAACAUUUAAGUUAUGUUUCCUGAAUCUAGAGUCAAUAACGUUAAGUCACGGAAAAGUUAUUGAAAUUAACGGGCAGUUUUUAUUCUAUAAAUUGAUUGAGAAUAAAAAAAGCAGGCAUAUUUUGAACAUUAAAACACAACAAAUCCGUUAAACAAUACACAGCACAACACGUCAUGGAGUACUUCCAACCACUUUUUUAAUAUCAUGCACAUACGCUUGUCGCCGUAUAUCGAAUCGUUCGUCGUCGGAACACAUUCUGAAACAUCGACACCCCUUUCACGUGCACCCGCAUUAUAAGAUUGCCUAGUACUUCGGACGAACCGCCACCGUUGGAAAUAUGAUAGGGGGAGACGGCCGAGGACGUUUGUGUGAGCGUCUCGUUUGCUCCCCUAAGCGUUUUUCAUUGGCCAUUUACGCCCAAAACAUGUGUGGCUUCACAUUUAGACCGUCGUUAUAUUACUGUAUGCGUUUUAUCGAAAACGUAAUUGUUAUUGUGGACACAGUGGAAUCAUUAGUGUAAUACGCGGUCCGUGAAAAGGCGUUAAAUACACACGUUUUGAAAUCUGUCUUGUAUAUCGGCGAGAGAAAUAUACAUGUUUUGGAACAACUCUUGUAUGCAGCGUACCUGCAUAAUAGUAGAAAAAAAGUGCAUACAAUAAUAUGUAACGCCAUGAUGUUACCGGGGGGUGGGGGAGUGGGGGGAUUGGCUGAGAUGACGACUAAUAAUAAUAUAAUAUUGUGAUAUUGUGUAAUGAGGGAGGGGACCCCCGGAGCCGAUUUUCCGAAAUGUCUCCGUGUAAAGACAAGACGGCCGUUUUCAUGGACGAAAAUGACUUCACGGGGCUGUACAGGGAUAAUAUUCACUAUCGACAGAAUAUUUUCAAGUUGAUAAAACGCGCCAUUUUACAGAUAAAAACAAAAAACGGGUUUUUAUUUUCGUUAUAUUUGACGUGGCGUACAAUUUUAAAACAACGAAAUUUACAGGGGGGUGUGAGCUCUAUAUAUAUAUAUAUAUAUAUAUAUGUGUGUAUAUGUGUUCACCCCUAUUUUAACCCUCUGGCGUUAUAUAAUACGCGUGCACACGUAUUAUUAUUAUUAUGUUACAAACAUAUACGUAUAUUACGAUCGCACUGCAAUUAUAUUAUAUAGAAAAAAAAAAAAUACUUACGUUUUUUUUUUCGUUGGCCUUCUCCACGUCGUCGAACAGGCGAGAAACCGCACAAGUGCGUGGUGUGCUGCAAGGCGUUCAGCCAGUCGUCCAACCUGAUUACGCACCUGCGCAAGCACUCGGGCUACAAGCCGUUCCCGUGCGGACUGUGCGACAAGGCGUUCCAGCGGAAGGUGGACCUGCGCAGGCAUCGCGAGAGCCAGCACCCCGGGUCGCCGGCCCAACAGUAUCACAUCAGCAGUACGACGGCCGCGGUGGCCGACGGGCCGGCCGCCGCCACCGCCGCUGUCGCUCCCGUCGUCCAGGCGGCCGGGUCCACCCGCGGCGGCAGCAGUGUCGCGGCCAUCGUCGGCGGCGGCGGCGGCGGCGGCAGCAGCAGCAGCAGCUAG